Syngnathoides biaculeatus (alligator pipefish) is the source of this 1458-nucleotide messenger RNA. RefSeq names its product proteasome 26S subunit, ATPase 6 (gene psmc6). The coding region runs from base 56 to 1225 and encodes 389 amino acids. Gene Ontology annotation, cellular component: proteasome regulatory particle, base subcomplex; cytosolic proteasome complex. Gene Ontology annotation, biological process: positive regulation of RNA polymerase II transcription preinitiation complex assembly. Gene Ontology annotation, molecular function: ATP hydrolysis activity; ATP binding; proteasome-activating activity. The transcript has 14 exons. The record is from RefSeq and is a predicted model, not a curated record. NCBI's taxonomy places the organism in Eukaryota, Metazoa, Chordata, Actinopteri, Syngnathiformes, Syngnathidae.
CAAAGGAAGAAGAAGAAGAAGCUGUUGAGAGAUACCCACAAUCCUUUUCAAUAAAAUGGCGGACAACAGGGAGAAGGUGUUACAAGAUUAUCGAAAAAAAUUGCUUGAGCAUAAAGAAGUUGACGGGCGGUUAAAGGAAUUGAGAGAACAACUGCGAGAACAAACAAAACAGUAUGAAAAGUCAGAGAACGACCUCAAAGCUCUGCAGAGUGUUGGCCAGAUUGUUGGGGAAGUCCUCAAACAGCUGACAGAGGAAAAAUUCAUCGUCAAAGCCACGAAUGGUCCCCGAUAUGUGGUUGGUUGCCGCCGACAGUUGGACAAGUCACAACUGAAGCCAGGCACCAGAGUGGCUUUAGAUAUGACUACGCUGACUAUAAUGAGGUAUCUUCCACGUGAGGUGGACCCUCUGGUGUACAACAUGUCCCAUGAGGACCCCGGUAGCGUCUCCUACUCUGAAAUUGGUGGAUUGUCGGAACAGAUUCGUGAGCUGAGAGAGGUGAUUGAGCUGCCUCUGACCAACCCUGAGCUUUUCCAGAGAGUUGGAAUCAUCCCUCCGAAAGGCUGCCUGCUCUAUGGCCCUCCAGGUACUGGGAAGACUCUACUCGCUCGGGCAGUUGCAAGUCAGCUAGACUGUAACUUCCUCAAGGUGGUGUCCAGCUCCAUCGUUGACAAAUACAUUGGGGAGAGCGCCAGGCUCAUCAGAGAGAUGUUCAACUAUGCCAGGGACCAUCAGCCUUGCAUUAUCUUCAUGGACGAGAUUGAUGCUAUAGGUGGUCGGCGUUUCUCUGAGGGAACCUCUGCUGACAGAGAGAUCCAAAGGACUUUGAUGGAGCUGCUCAACCAGAUGGACGGCUUUGACACACUUCACAGAGUCAAGAUGAUCAUGGCGACCAACAGACCUGACACUCUGGACCCCGCCCUACUGCGACCUGGCCGACUUGACCGCAAAAUCCACAUCGAGCUGCCUAAUGAACAGGCUCGUUUGGAUAUCCUCAAAAUCCACUCCAGUCCCAUCACUAAGCAUGGAGAAAUAGAUUUUGAAGCCAUUGUGAAGCUGUCGGAUGGUUUCAACGGCGCCGAUUUAAGAAAUGUUUGUACAGAAGCAGGUUUGUUUGCUAUCCGCUCCGACCGAGAGUACGUCACCCAAGAAGACUUCAUGAAAGCUGUGCGAAAGGUGGCUGAUUCAAAGAAGCUGGAGUCCAAGCUGGACUACAAGCCUGUAUAGAGCUUGAGCUUGUCAUGAUCACAAUUUCUUUGAUUUGCUGUAUGCAUAUGGCCAGAAGAAACAUGUAUUUGUUUGUGGGUGUAGCAUUUGGAUAAAGUCUGUCAUCUACCAAAGUGACAUUUACUUGUUUUGUGGACCCAGUACCAUAAGAUGUCUGGUGUCCCAUGCAACACUUGUACAAAAAAAAAACCGAAAAAACUUCAUAUAUGGCAAUAAACCAUUGUUUAAGCCUC